Messenger RNA from Phytophthora nicotianae INRA-310, 2250 nucleotides. RefSeq lists its product as hypothetical. The transcript has 3 exons. NCBI's taxonomy places the organism in Eukaryota, Oomycota, Peronosporomycetes, Peronosporales, Peronosporaceae. The record is from RefSeq and is a predicted model, not a curated record. The coding region runs from base 344 to 847 and encodes 167 amino acids.
GUGUUAUUUAUGCAAGUUGGGGUUGUCCUGCUUCAUCUUCAACGAUGUCAUCCCUCCUAUUUUGUACAAACUUACCAAUUUAAGUUCGUUGGAGUGGUGGGUUGUCACACCUAAAGCUGUUUCCUACCUCAGUCCCAGUCUCAAUAUACCAAUCGCCGCACGAGGAAGAACUAGAAGUGGACGCGAUGGCCGACCGUGUGGACACCAAGCUCUUGGCCUCAUCGCCGUCAAACAAAUCUAGCAGCUCGGGCACGGCUAACUUUCGCACCGAAGAGAUCCGCGGCUAUUUGUUCAAGAAGACGCGCGAGGGCAAAUGGCAGAAGCGGUGGUUCGAAACUAACGGAUGCUUCCUCACAUACUACAAGGUGUGGAAUCUGCUGGAAUUUAUGCUAAAAUCAUUUACAUCCUGACGCUGUUUUCGUCAACAAAGAAACAAGGACAAAAGCUGCUGGCGGCGUUGAAUCUGCCACAAGUAGGCGCCAUCACGCUGCUCCAAGAAGACCACGUCGAUGGCCCUGGUCUCUUCACUAUCGAGUUGAACGAGCGCGUCUACACUAUCAAGGCGCGUUCCCAUGAUGAAGCUGCGUUCUGGGUGGAUGCACUGCUGUGGCGUCAGGCAGGUGGCCUCGUGACGCAAAAGUCUCCGGACGUAACCAAGCAGAAAGUGGGCAACAUCUCAGCUGCCCCCACUGACAAGUUAGAUGCAGCACCAUCAAGCUCAAGCCCUACCACCAGCUCCAUGCAUGUGGAGAUGGCCAGUAAGCAGCAUGUGGACGUAAAGACCGCGAACCCGGACGAUGUGGGCAAAGAUGGCGCCCCGUGUGCGGCCUGCUGUGUCGUGCAAUAGACGAGAGAGAGAGACGAAGACGGACAAACUGCAGGCAGCCAUUUAUAUCCCUGUGCUUCUUGUUGCCUACUCCCCACGCCCGGUGUGCGCCCACUUUGUUCGAGAGCUUCACAUCGCAUCAGCUAUUAUAUGACGAGCUAACGCACGAGAAAUUGCAACCUAUUCAUGCUAACACACCGUGUAGCUAAGAGAUACCCACCCACACUACAUGUAUCUGACAGCUUACACGCCCAAUUCGUGCAGGUAAUUCACAGGAGACGGCUCACGACCAAGCAUAUCGACCAGAAGAUCAUUGGGGUCUUUAGCACCGCCAUGACCCAUCAGCUUCUGGUACAAUUUAUCGCCUGCUUCGCGAUUCAACGGACCUUGGGAACCCAAAAAGUUGGUAUGCCAGAUAUCUGCUGCGAACACACGAGCAUACAGAUAACUGUAGUAGCCGGCACCGUAGCCGAUGAGGUGUCCGAAGCGCGUAUGCCAGUAUGUUCCAUCCACAUGAGGCACCAGUGUACUCGAGUUCUGCAGUUCAUGUAGCAUCUGUGUGGUCGUAGGAGGGAUGCAUGGCAAUGGCUGCUGUCCGAAGAGCUGAAGAUCCAGCAUGGAGUACAGACACUGGGUUUGUGUAUCCAUCGCUGCGAACAUCGUCUUAGAGGCACGUAGACCUUGCAUCAUUUCAGCAGGCAAUGGUGCGCCUGUCCUGUAGUGGUGAGCGAACUCACUAACCACGCGAUAAUCCCAUGCAAAAUACUCAAACAAAUGCGAAGGAGUCUCCACGAAGUCCAGAGUCGCUCGAGUUCCCGAAAGAUGCUGGAACUCAGUGCGAGACAGCAACGAGUGCAUUGCGUGACCAAAUUCGUGGAAAAGCGUCUCCACUUCAGCGUGUGACAGCAACGAAGGACUGUCUGGAGCAGGCUUGUUAAAGUUGCAGACGAGCGCCACGAUGGGUUUCUGGUACGUUGUCUCGCUCAUACGCUUGCCACAGCGGAUGGUGAAGUGGGCUGCGUGGUUGUACUUAUUCGGACGUGGAUACAGAUCGAAGUAUAUGUAUCCCAGUGUUUCGCCAUUGCGAGUGAGUGCAAGUUUCACCACGUCUUCAUGCCAUCGCUCACUUGCGUUGAGCAUGGGAAUUUGCUUGAGUUCUAGUCCGAACAAUGCUGAGCACAGCAGAUGAAGUCCUUUCAGACAGUUCUCGAGCGGGAAAUACGCAGAGAUAACACGCGAAUCAAUGCGGUGCUUGUGGGCCUUGAGCAUGCCCAUGUAGUAAGGUAAAUCCCACAUGUACACGUGGUCGACAGAUCGUCCUUCAUGCUUCCGCUUUGCAUCCAGCAAAAGCUGUUGCUCCAAUUUAGCCUGGUAACGCAAAAACAACGUUAAAUACACUGUAGAAGACUAGUUUGGCAAACGCA